AUGAAGCGUUUCAUUCUACUCGCCUUCGUCAGCAUCAAGCAGACCCUGGGCAGCUCGUGGAAGCAGGACGGUAAGGACAUGUCGCAGUGGAACGUCCAGCUCACGGCCGGCUCCGAGACGGUCAAGUCCCUCGAGCUCUCCAUCACCGGCGCCGCCCUCACCCAGGUCUGGGAGCUCACCCGCCAGCCCAACGGCCUCUUCGCCCUGCCCGACUACCGUCUGCAGAGCGGCGGCAUCGUCGCCGGCCAGGUUCACCAGUUCGGCUACAUCUGGGAGUCGGCAGCCCAGGCCACCAUCACCGUCGCCUCCAUCAACUGCGGCACCACCGCCCCGUCGGCCUCGCCCUCGGCCGCGCCCGCCAGCCCCAGCGCCUCGCCCCCCGCGCCGUCGGCCUCGCCCUCGGCCGUGCCGUCUAUCGUCGCCUCACCCCAGCCAAGCCCGCCGUCGGGCUGCAGCGUGAGUGUGACCCAGACCGCGCGCUCGGCCAACGCGGGCGGCAGCUGGACCGACGGCGCCUACCGCUUCCAGCUGUACGACCUGGCGAUCGUCAACAACGGCAACAGCCCCGUGACGGCCGCCCAGCUCACCAUUGCCCUCGCCACCGGCCAGGCCAUCACCCAGUCGUGGAACAUCGAGCUCAAGAGCGGCACGGCCUCGACCUACGUUGUGCCCAACACCUACGGCCCUCUUCAGGUCGGCGCGACCCUCGGCGCCGGCUACGUCCUCCGCUCGCCGCUCGCGGCCGGCCAGCCCGCCGCGCCCGCCAUCGCCAUCGACUCUGUGACCUGUACCGGGUCGCCCACCGCCAACCCGUCGGCCGCGCCCGCCAGCCCCAGCCCUAGCGCUUCGCCCGCGGCCCCUUCGGCCUCGCCCUCGGCGGCCCCCACGAUCGUGGCCACGCCUCAGCCGAGCCCGACCAACGGCUGCGGUGCGGUGGUGACGAUCACCGCGCGCUCGGCCGCGGCCGGCGGCGUGUGGACCGACAACGGCAACACGUUCCAGAUCUUCGACGUCAACCUGGCCAACAGCGGCCAGCGCCCGAUCAACGGCGGCGUGCUCACCUUCGCCUUCGCCGAGGCCAGCGCGACGAUCACCCAGUUCUGGGAGCUGAACAGGCAGGGCUCGACCAAUGCCUUCAACGUGGCGUUCAACUACGGCCCGCUGCAGGUCGGCGCCAUCCAGGGCUCGGGCAUCAUCGUGCGUGUUUCCGGCUCCUCGCCCGCCGCCAAGCCCAGCACCACCCUGAGCUCCCUCAGCUGCCAAUAG
Molecule: messenger RNA, 1266 nt
Organism: Acanthamoeba castellanii str. Neff
Lineage: Eukaryota; Discosea; Longamoebia; Acanthamoebidae
Product: Carbohydrate binding domain CBM49 domain containing protein
Exons: 2
Coding region: 1-1266 (421 amino acids)
Biological process (GO): extracellular matrix organization; carbohydrate metabolic process
Cellular component (GO): extracellular matrix
Molecular function (GO): extracellular matrix structural constituent; polysaccharide binding; hydrolase activity, hydrolyzing O-glycosyl compounds
Source: RefSeq, a predicted model, not a curated record